Messenger RNA from Ostrinia nubilalis (European corn borer), 1523 nucleotides. RefSeq names its product PI-PLC X domain-containing protein 3. Gene Ontology annotation, biological process: lipid metabolic process. The coding region runs from base 303 to 1292 and encodes 329 amino acids. The transcript has 7 exons. Lineage: Eukaryota; Metazoa; Arthropoda; Insecta; Lepidoptera; Crambidae. Gene Ontology annotation, molecular function: phosphoric diester hydrolase activity. The record is from RefSeq and is a predicted model, not a curated record.
AUACCGAUGAAAACGAAACGCUUCUUGACAUUCACCGAACGUCAAUUUUUUACAAGUGACAUUUGUAUUAUCCUGCAAAAUUUUGAAGGUUUUAUACAGAACGUUUUUCAUGCACUUCCGGUACCAAUCAUAAUUAUCGGAUUAUUGUUUUGGGUAAGAAAAAGCUCCGAAAUUGCUGCAUUAAUUAAAAUAGAUUUGUAACAUAAAAUGCGACAAUUUAUUGUAACCAAAUCAACAAAGAAUGUUCACAAUAUGAAGGGCUUUUACAACGGGACCAUUAUAGGGCGGUAGCUGCAAUCACCAUGGAGGAUAGUUCUGCUCAAAUUAUCAAUUUGGAAUACUGGAUGAAAAGUCUACCAGAGCCGUUGAAGAAUGUACCACUUAUCUACUUGGCUAUCCCAGGUAGUCACGACUCGAUGACAUUUGGCAUCAACAGAUCAAGUGAACUCGCUCCCGAUGCAGAACCAAUCCUCCACCGACUGUUUCCUCUCUUCCGAGGUACGAUCUUACGCUGGACCAUAACACAGGCCACUGAUACCAUGCAGCAACUCCUUAUAGGCAUUAGAUACUUUGACUUGAGGCUUGCAACAAAAAAAGACACGGAUAAGUUCUACUUUACUCAUGGGUUGUAUGCUGACGAAAUAUCGAAAGGAUUGAAUCAAGUCAAAAGUUUUAUUGACUCACAUCCUGGAGAGGUGGUGAUAUUGGACUUCCAGCACUUCUAUGGGUUCCAGCCUGAAGACCACCAGAAGUUAAUGCGAUAUUUACUCAACUUAUAUGGUCCUCGAUUGGUCCCGAGGCAAAUGGAUCUCCAAAGGAUCACCCUCAACUCACUCGAACGCCUUAGGCAACAAGUAGUUGUCGUGUACCGCCACCAAUCGGUAUACGCGACAGAUGAGUUCUGGCAGCCGCAGAUGAUGCCCUCACCCUGGCCGCAGAAGGAUACCGUGGAUGACCUGUUACACUUCCUCACGAAUGUCAGACGCCACCCUGGCAUGGGAUUCGUGCAUCAGGCCGUACUCACGCCGACGCCUAGGUUCAUUGUGUUUAGAUGGAGAUCUACUUUACGGGACAAGUGUGCUGCUCCUGUAAAAGACGAAAUCCUACCAAAACUGGCCAAGGACUUCGAACCAGGGCCUCCUCUCGCUCAAAUCGCCGGCGCACGUACGCCAGUCAACGUCGUUAUAGCGGACUUCGUCGAAAUGGAAGAUGCAAUCUUCCCCAGAACUAUCAUACAAAUGAAUCUAAAACUCCUGAAGAAUACAGAUCAAGUUUAUCAUAACCACGGGUGAGAUAUUAAAAUGUUACAGUACAUUCUGAUAAUAAAUAGGGAUAGGUUGGAUGGGACUUUUGGUAGCUACAUAACAAUAAGUGCUAUUUUAAGAAUCUACUUUAUUGACUACGUACCUGUUAUUUACAAAAUAAUUUCUGUGAUAUGUUGCAUUAUGUUUAUUUUAAAUGUUAUAAAUAAUCUGAAAGGGUGACUCAGUGCCUUAUUGAUAUUAUAGUUUUUUUUAUAUUUU